CCGCGUAUGAUCUAGUGAAAGGGUAGUCUGUAUUAUACAUCAGCUCCUUAAUAAAAGGAUGAAGAAGGUAUCAGGCAUCAUCGCGUUACUAUCAUGCCACUGCGUCGCAGCAGGCUCUCCAACCCAUACCAAAACGCAGAACCCAGCCCCCGUCUAUAUGCCUUGCACGCAGGACGGGUACCAGCAGUUCCUGAUCCGGCACUGGCACGGCAUAGCGCACAACGACAGCACUGAAGGAUUUAGCUUCGAGCUGCACGCCAAUUUCAGCGGGUACGCGGUGCUAUGUCACCGCACGCGCAGGGGUGAUGCAAACAGCGGCUGGACCUCGUGCGACAGCGAUGAUGAUGAUGGCUACUCAUCAGGUAGAUUUAGAUAUAGAUUUUCCGCUGCUGCAUACUUCGACUUCAAGUUCGGCGCGAGGAUCCAGGCCGGCAACCCGUGGGUCAUCGGGAGGACGGGAACGAGUAAGUGA
Daldinia caldariorum is the source of this 472-nucleotide messenger RNA. RefSeq lists its product as uncharacterized. The record is from RefSeq and is a predicted model, not a curated record. The coding region runs from base 59 to 472 and encodes 137 amino acids. The transcript has a single exon. NCBI's taxonomy places the organism in Eukaryota, Fungi, Ascomycota, Sordariomycetes, Xylariales, Hypoxylaceae.